AUGGAUCCCGUCGACGUCGUUCCGAGUGGUUACAGGUUCCUUCCCACGGCGGAGGAACUCGUGGUCGACUACCUCGCCAACUGCGUUGCCGGCACACGGCUCCCUAGCCGCGCUGUCGCCUUCGCCGAUGUCUACGGCACCGAGCCGUGGAAUCUUCUCUGCAACGGUCGACAGGAGGGCUAUUUCUUUGCGGAGCGCAAGCCCAAGAACAGCGGCGGCCCGCGCGUCGAUCGAAGGGCCGGCACCGGUUCUUGGACUCUGAACAAAAAGCAAGAACCCGUCAAGUCCAUCGUCGACGGGCGCGAGAUGGUGGUGGGACGAAAGAGCUUCCUCUCCUUCAACGAUGGCCGGCGGAAAAACUCCGGGUGGGUAAUGUAUGAGUAUGAGAUGUGUUCCCCGGGCUUCGAGAGACGAGUUCUCUGUCACGUUAAGAAGAGUUCGCAUCAUGCCAUCUCCGGCGGCAAUUUCAUCAAAAAGGUUGAGUCGACGUUCACGGAGGCCGCGACAGAGACGAUCUCCGGCGGCAGCCUCGUUGGGCAGAAGAGAAAUAGAGAGGAAUCUUCUACUCUCUCAGCAAAAGCAUUGACUCCCUCAAAGAAGCCAGCACAUUCAUUGCAGUCCGACGUCUCACCACCUCCAACCGCGGUGGUGCAACAUCCCAUAUCGGCUCGUCCUGUGACACCCCCGGAGAGUCGUCUUUCCUCGGUCGACUCAGUUGCACCGAACGAAGCCGGAGUCCCAUCCGCCGCUCUAUCGUCAACGGAUGUCGGCGGAGGUGAGCCCUUGAUAACUGUGGAAGAACUCGAAGCAUUCUUGGCUUCGCCUUCGCCGUCGGUCGAUCUUGGCGAUGAACAGAACUGCAUCGACGAUGCUUUCUUCACCCGAGAGGUUGAAGCCUCCUUGAUGUCGGAUGACACCGACACAGCCUCGAAUACCAUCCCGAAGGCCUCGCCGUCAGGCCUUGUCGAUCCUCGCUUGAUGCCCGAUGACACUCGAAUUGAUUCGACCACGGUCGUAGAGGUUUCCACGUCAUCGUCGUCGAUCGACUUGGUCGCGUGUGAGAAGAUGUACUUCACCGACGAUCCCUUCUUUUGGAGCCUGGAAGAGGUCCAUGCCUUCCUGAUGUCCGAUGACACCUUCGCUGCAUCGACUACGGAACAAAUGGCGUGCGUGGACGAUGCUCGCUCGACAACCCCGAAAGCGUUGCAAGCCUCGUUGAUUUCUGAUGGCACCGGCACUGAUUCGACCACGGCCGAAGUGGUUUCGUCGUCAUCGUCGUACGACUUUGUUGGGUAUGAGCAGACGGAGAACGUAGUUGAUGUCGACGACUUCAUGCAAGAGAUCGAUGCCCUCAUGAAGUCCGAUGACACACCUGUGGAUUCGGCAAUGAUCUCGUGGCUGGAGCAGUAG
Molecule: messenger RNA, 1410 nt
Organism: Musa acuminata AAA Group (dessert banana)
Lineage: Eukaryota; Viridiplantae; Streptophyta; Magnoliopsida; Zingiberales; Musaceae
Product: protein CUP-SHAPED COTYLEDON 2-like
Exons: 1
Coding region: 1-1410 (469 amino acids)
Biological process (GO): regulation of DNA-templated transcription
Molecular function (GO): DNA binding
Source: RefSeq, a predicted model, not a curated record